UCAGCCACCCAGCUGCUCCUGUUUUUCUCGCGUCGAGAAACAGAGUCGUCCCAGCGUUGGUACUGCUUAUCUGCCUGCUGCUCUCCUCCUCGUCCCAGCACCGAUCUCCGUCCGAUGGCAAGGUAAGCCUACCGCUGCUCUCCGGAAAAUGGCGACGCCCGCCGCCGCUGGCUUCUACUUCGCUCCUUUCCAAUUCAGGCAAGUUAAAUCACUCUCCUCCUCCGAUAAACCUUCCAUUUCCCUUCAUGCCCCUCUCGGGAUCUCUCCUCUGUCUCUCUUCGUCAUCUCGAAGAAUCCGUCCCGCCGAGAUGUCUCUUCCCGGUGCUCCGUGGACCCAAAUACUUUAUUAGAGGAGGAAGAGGAGGCGGAGGCGGAGGCAGCUGAGAAGCGCCGGGAACUUAAUUCGACGAACUUGCCGUGGGAUACGCCCGCCCCCCGCGUUGGGGAGCUCUUCGACCAGUGCGGGGCUGAGAAGGAUGUUGAGGAGACAACAUUAGCAAGUACCUCUGUCACUGCUAAGGAGGAAAUUUCUAAUUCACUGAAGUUUCGUGAGUGCCAAAAUGGGAAACUAGCAGAAGAUGUUGCUGCAGUUCAGGGUGUAAAAAUCAGGAGGCGGCCACCAACUGGACCUUCUAAGCAUUAUGUUGGGCCUUUUGAAUUCCGCUUGGAAAAUGAAGGAAAUACCCCAAGGAACAUCCUAGAGAAAAUAAUAUGGGACAAGGAAUUGGAAGUGACAAAGUUAAAAGAGAGAAGACCUUUAAUCACAAUAAUGAAAGCCCUAGAGAAUGCUCCACCUGUUAGAGAUUUUAUUGGAACAUUGAAGGCAUCAUACGAACAUACAGGUAUGCCUGCAUUGAUAGCAGAGGUCAAAAAGGCUUCUCCAAGUAGAGGUGUGUUACGGGAGAAUUUUGAUCCAGUUGAAGUUGCCAACUCAUACGAGAAAAAUGGAGCAGCAUGUAUAAGCGUCUUGACCGAUGAAAAAUAUUUUCAGGGAAGCUUUGAGAAUCUUGAGGCUAUUCGCAGGGCUGGAGUUAAGUGUCCACUUUUGUGCAAAGAGUUUAUAGUUGAUGCCUGGCAAAUCUAUUAUGCUCGCUCAAAGGGGGCAGAUGCAAUCCUCCUGAUUGCUGCUGUUUUAGCUGAUCUUGAUAUAAAAUAUUUGACUAAAAUCUGUAGGUUGCUUGGCCUAGCAGCAUUGAUUGAGGUGCAUAAUGAAAGUGAACUGGACCGAGUAUUGGGCAUAGAGGGUGUACAACUAAUUGGCAUCAAUAACCGUAAUCUUGAAACAUUUGAAGUUGACAUUUCAAACACAAAAAGUUUGUUGGACGGAGAGCGUGGGGAGCUGAUACGCCAAAGGGACAUCAUUGUGGUAUCAGAAUCUGGUUUAUUUACUCCUGAAGAUAUUUCUUAUGUUCAAGAUGCUGGUAUCAAAGCAGUCUUGGUUGGAGAAUCUCUCAUCAAGCAAGAUGAUCCAGGUGGAGCAAUCUCUGGACUGUUUGGUAAAAGCAUGUCUGUGAGAGAGGGCAAUAAUAGCCAUGUCGCGAGUUCAUAGUAAGGCUGCGAUGGACACGGAGAUGCCGAUCACGACUCUCACCUAUUGUGACAAUCGUGGAGAGGUUGAUCACCACUUCACUUCCCGUGACGGUUGCGGAGAGGACGAUCACAGCCUUGCUAUGAGUUGGCCUUGUCUCACGCGACAGCCACCGUGUGCAUGUUGCAAACUUGUGCUGGCUGCUGGUUUUCAUUCAGGAUAAUUCUUCAUAGCUAGCCAGGAGGAAGAACAAAAAGUUUAUUCCGUCCAAUUUCGAGAUGACAAAAAAAGAGAUAAAAAGAAUAAUCUGCAGAUGGAUUUGAAAUCCAUCCAUCGUUUAUUUUUUCGAUAUGUAAGCAAGAGAGAGUGACUCAACUCUCAUGGAUGCUUCGGAAUAAACAGGGCGAAAAGGUUUGCCAGCA
Molecule: messenger RNA, 1950 nt
Organism: Zingiber officinale
Lineage: Eukaryota; Viridiplantae; Streptophyta; Magnoliopsida; Zingiberales; Zingiberaceae
Product: indole-3-glycerol phosphate synthase, chloroplastic-like
Exons: 11
Coding region: 149-1549 (466 amino acids)
Biological process (GO): L-tryptophan biosynthetic process
Molecular function (GO): phosphoribosylanthranilate isomerase activity; indole-3-glycerol-phosphate synthase activity
Source: RefSeq, a predicted model, not a curated record